CUCCGGUUUUUUUUCCUAUGGUUUUCUCAUAAACGUCCGCUGCUGUCCUCUUUUCAAGUACCAGUUGAUUCCCAUUGAAACCAAGGCGCGACUUGUCAAAACGCAGCUUUGAACACGUUGACCAAGCAGCAGCGGCGGCGGCGGCAGCGGCGGAUAAGAAGACCGGAGAGAGACUACCGCCUCUUUUAUAGGAUAAAUAAUCUUCUUAUUUCAUCGUUUUGUCGUCGCUGGACUAUCUUGGUUUCGUGUGCCGGUUUCGUCGGUGAAUCUUCUGCUCCAACGGCUCGGAGACGUCAGUUCCAACGGCUCGGAGACGUUAUAUAAGGCGAGUAACGGACAGAGAUGAGACCGCACGGACGUUACAGCUCAGCGGCACAAUAAUUGCAUGUUGCUGGGUUUGGGAGGGCGACGGAAAACGGCAAACCUAGAGUUGAAUUCGGUUAUGUAUCAUAUGUGCUACAUCACGUUUUAGGUUAAUUUAUUCGUUGCUAGCUAAGCUCGGAAGCUGCUGCCAAUGCUGGUCCAUUCACUAUUGUGUGCGUAUGCUUUAACUUAGCUAGACGGCUAACGAGGACGCGCUGCUGCUGCCGCUGAUGAGCCCGUGUGCGUAUAGCGGAAUGAUGAUCAGAAGAAACCCCCACCAGACAGGCGCUAAUGGCUCAGAUUAAUCGUCUAAACCCGAUAUAAUAAUUGGUUCGUGUGGGUUACCAAAUACAACCACAUAGCCGAUGUGUCUGGUCAGACCCGGUGGGCCCUGCUAUCAUUCAUAAAACUGUCCUGGACGCGAAGAAUGGGCCCAUGUCUUAAUUUGGAAAACAAAGAAUUAGGCUACUGAAUAGGUUAAGCUGGUUAGAUAAGCUUGUUUUAGCGUUUUUAGGUUAGCUAGCAAGCUGGUUGACGGAUUAGUCACACAGUCUGGACUGUACAUCUCCCUGCGCUCCCUCUGUCCCGCAAUUGGAGUAUUUUUAUUUUUUUUCCGGUUUCCACGUUGUUUUUUUUUGUUCUCUCUGCGCCGCACCACAAUGAGCAGUCACACCGGGGACGCCGGGCCGGUGGAAGUGGAGCCCAUGCCGGGAUACUUGGAUCUCAUCACCAGAGCCUCCACCGUAAUGCUGGGCGCAUGGAGAGACUGUAGUACGUGCGGCCUGGAGCUCUCCAAACAGACUCUCCUGGAUAACGCAUACAUUACCUUCACCGAAAUCGCCCUGUUCUUCUUUUGCGCCUUUUUGUGGACCCAGGUCAGGCGGGGACUGACAGAAAGUCUGUUUAAGCCUCUAGCACAGUGGUGGAGGCUGAUGCCCAAAGAUGCUGCCAAGAUGCCGGAGAGCGCGUGGAAGCUGGUCUUCUACACCAUGUCGUGGUCAUACAGCACCUACCUGCUCUUCUUUACCUCCUACUCCUUUUUCCAUGACCCGCCCUCUGUCUUCUACAACUGGAAAAGUGGUAUGUUAGUGCCUGCAGACAUCGCCAUAGCCUACCUGAUCCAGGGAAGCUUCUACGGCCACUCCAUCUAUGCUACAGUCUACAUGGACGCAUGGAGAAAGGACUCCGCUGUCAUGGUGGUGCACCACAUCAUCACACUGGCACUUAUUAGCUUCUCCUACGCCUUCAGAUACCACAACGUAGGGAUUCUGGUGUUGUUCCUCCACGACAUCAAUGACAUUCAGCUGGAGUUCACCAAGCUCAACAUCUACCUGAAGUCCAGAGGAGGAGGCUAUCACCUGCUCAACGACGUGCUGUCCAACAUGGGCUCUGUCAGCUUCAGCAUCACUUGGUUCUGGUUCCGUCUCUACUGGUUCCCUCUCAAAGUGCUGUAUGCCACAUGUGUGUCUAGCCUCCAGUCUGUCCCCAGCAUCCCCUUCUACUUCUUCUUCAACGCUCUUCUUCUGGCAUUGCUGCUCAUGAACAUCUACUGGUUCCUGUUCAUUGUGGUUUUCGUGGUGAAGGUGCUCAAGAUGAAGGAGCUGAACGAUGUCAGGGAGUACGAGGAAGAGGACGGCAGCAAGGCGGCAGCGGGUCUGCUCAAUGUCCCUCAGGCAGAAAACAACGAUGAUGGUGCUGGACAUCACAUCUCUGCCCAGGGGAAGCACGUGCAGAACGGCAUCACCAAGGACAAGCAUCUAUAACACGCUCUCCGUCGCCACCACCUGGCACUAGGCUACAAGUACAAGCAAGACGAGAUGCCCUCCUCGGACGGCUCACGCUUAAAACGUGGCUGAAGGGAAGAGUGUCACAAAAAGAAGAAGGAAAAUAGCGAGUUAGGCCACAAUGAGUUUUUACUCUUUUUAUUUGUUUUAGAACAUUUCAUUUAAUCACUGUCAUUUUGUUUUUAUUAGAGCACUGUGAAUGUUAUUUCAGGUGACUUUUUUUUUUUUUUUGUCUUACUGUUGCUAACUUUACAUUUGAUAGAUUCAGUAGAAACAAACCAGUUUGAGUGAGAGUUGGACUGGAAUUGUCACAUACAGUAGUACAGGGUGUCAUAAUCAAAACAUCACCCUGAACAGCGCCGCAGACAGGAAAAAGGUUUAGGCCUGUAGUGGUUCUGUAUACAUUUAGACCUACAGUUAACCUUUAGAAAACAAUAAGGGUGAGCUGUGUUUGCCGUCAGUGAAAUAUGUUUCCUAAUGAAUUCCUUUCCCUCUUCACUCUCUUCAACCUCCGUCCAUCCUCUCUGACUCCACACAUGAAGAGAAAAGGCUAAAAAAAAAAAAGGAAAAAAGAUUUAAAAAAAAAAAGAUUAAAAUCGGAACCUCUGCGUUGUUGUCAGUAUCGUUCUCAUGGCUGCAGAGAUGCAGGAGAGCCUUCCUGGCAUUUUGUCUGGUGCUGUUUCACCACAUGUAUUGAUUUUCAUAUCAUUGCACAAGUUAGUGGUGGCGACCACACAGCUCUGGCUGCUCUCCCUGCGUCCAUUAGGUUGAACUGAAAAGCCACUUUGGCGUGUGUCGGUAUGUGCGCGUGUUAAGUGUUUCAGGAUGUGGAGAGUAUGGAUGUAGCCGAACUUUAAGCUCAAAAUCCUUCUUUUCACAACAUUUCACCUCUCAGUCUGAUUUCUUUUAUCUCUUGUACUGAUGAUCAACACGCAUUGGAAACAUUCACUUGGCAUUCUUAUAUAGAAAUUCGUUUUAUUUAUUUUUUUUUUUUUUUUUUUUUUUUGUCUUUGUGUGUUGCAAAGCAUCUGUUGCUGCACUGAAAUGAAGGCAUACAAGCUGAUUGCUGGUUUAAUGACAGCAAAUAGCUAGAAUUGAUUGAUUGGGUUUCAGUAUCAUCCUCAUAAUUUAAUUUGUUUAAACAAUAUGAAUUUGAAUAACACUUAUAACCAGUUCGUGGGUGGUGGCGGCUAUCAGGUUCACAGAUAACUGGAACAAUAGCCCAGAACUUGUGUAAAGAUAAAAAUCAGUAUGAUUAAAAAAAAAAACAUUAUGUAUGCACACAUUAUGGUAUUCAGGAAUGCAUGACAUUGAAUGAUUUUGGAAAUAUGCUAUGAAAUUGUCUUACAAACAAACAAUGACGAAAAAAAUCCUCUAACUAUGUAAUCAUAAUGUCUUUAUUAAUGUCCUAAAAGUGAUCUUUUUUGAAGCAGCUGUGAGCACUGAACACACAUAAUGUUGGCUGACAAACAAACAAACAAACAAACCAGUGUGACCCCCCCCCCCAAUCUGGCACAAAAACGUGGGUAUUUUACAUACAUCUCAAGUCAUUCAUGAAGGGAAAGAAUGAGAUUUAAGUCUAUUUUAUCCCAGAAAUCCCACAUAUGGGAAGAUUUUUUGGUGCCAUCUGUACUUCCAACACAUUGAAUUAUACUACAAAGGGAUUUAUUUCACUUCCCUGGAUCCCACUGGUUUACUGUGUGUGUGUGUGUUAGUGGAAACAGUUGCUGCACCUGUGGAAAAUAAGGGAUGUUUCUAUUCUUCCUACCGUCUCGAUCAAAUUCAAGCUUUUGUUUCGAUGAACAGCAUGCUUGUGCUGCUGGAGCAGGCCGCAGAUGUCGUCUGUCCGUAGGAGAAGCGUCUGUCUGUUUUAGUUGAUCUUGUUAGUUGGUCUUCCAUGAUCGGAAGUUCAAACUAACUUUUAAUUUUACAUUAAACUAUCACUAUUAUUGCUGUAGUUCAGGAUAUUAUUGUUGAUUUGUUUUUGGAAUUGCUGCUGUUUUUUUGUUGUUGUUUUUUUUUCCUCUGAGAGCACUGUUGGUAUUCCAGUUGUGUUGGGUUUUUUUCUGCUGUGUAUGAGUCGGUGAUAGUCUGCUCAAAUCAGAUGUUUCCAGGGACCAGGGAGAGUCGUUUUUGUACAUCUGGAUUUAGUCUCAGAUUCUCUUCCUUUUUAAUCUGAAUGCUGGCUCGCACUAAUUUUUACUGUAGUCAUUAUACAUCUGUACUGUAAGUAACAUGGUUUAUAAAACAUGUUACUGUGUGUAAUAUAUCAGACGUUCAGAGUCCCGUGGCUGACUGGUUUUACUAGCAUGCUGAUAUGGAGGAAAGUGAGCUCAGAGAUCCUUCCUGCUCAACUGUGAGACUAGAUUAUCCAUAGUUUGCUGAUAUUUUUGUUAUAAGAUGACAGGAGUGAAGUUCGCAGUAGAACCACAAAGACCUGUGGUCUGGAUUAGGUGUGACGCUUCCCUAAAGUCUGGUAUGGUACUGUGUCCUCCACCUCUCUGUUGGACCCCCCUCUCUCAGUCCUGUGACGUGUAAGUGAGUAACUACUUCCAGGGGCUGGGCGAUAUGAAGAAAUAGAACCAUCAGACAAUCUAAAUUCACUGUACUGUUUAUAACGUGGUGUGUAUCCUUUUAACAUCUCUGGGUGUGUUCAGCCAUUGUGGGGGAGAGUUGUAAAUCAAUGAGCUGUUUUAAUGGCAAUAUUGGAUUUUAUAUAUUUUUUUGCAUCUGAAGUACUUUGUCUUUUCAGGUAUUUACUACCCAAAAACAGCUGCAGCAACUUCCAGAUGUGCACUAGAUUAGGCUCAACAGAUCUUGAUCUGUAUCAUAAUAAAUAAUGUAUAUUGGGAGAGAGGAUUUUAUCCAUGUCGCCCACCCCUAACUCAAACCCACAAGGGACGAAACUAUCUGAAAUUGAAGGGAAAACUUUUUGAGGCUGUCAGUUUAUUUUUCUUUCUGUAUGGAUUUGGCUGAUUCUUAUUUAAAUGCUUGAUACAACCGUGGCCUACAUUUCAGGUCAUCUUUGUUUUUUUUUGAAGUUUUUCGGAAGGACGUGAAGCUCGGUUCAGUCAGACAACUCACCUGGAACGGAAUUAUGUGAAUGUACAGAUUUGAUGUUUGAUGUCUAGGCUCUGACCUCGUCACUCCCCAACGUGCGUACACCGAGAUCAGCACGCAGGAGAUCCCGGGAGUGACGAUGAAAUGAUGAAGCAGCGUUGGCAAACCGAUGAGUAUAGCAGCGGCAUUGACGAGGCUGUCUUAUCGGGGAAAAGGCUGUUGUGGGUUUUUGUGUUGCAGUGAGUAGAGAAGAAGUAGGAAUAUUUGGCGUCUAUGCUCUGACCUCGUCGCUCCCCGUUUCCGUACAUCACGAUCAAAAGAAAUCCAAGAAGUGCAGAUAAAAGAAGCAGUGUUCAUAAACUGAGAGGAAUAUUUCAAAGGCUACAGUGUGUCAAUUUGUGUCGAGUACAGCAUAGGACGUAUUUUGGUGUGUAGGCUCUGACCUCGUCACUCCUCGUUUGCAGACAUUAAGAUUAGCACAAAGAAGAUCAGGGAGAGACGAUGAGAUGAGCAGCGUUGACGGGGCUGCUGUACUUCAAAGGCUUGUAGCGAAUACGACUUGUCUGCCUGAACUGGCCCGUAGGCUUCGCUCCACCAUGACACUAAGUAUCCUCACGAAUGGUUUGAUUGUGCCAAAAUGUCCACCCAAAUUAUGAGGCAAGUAUUUGUGGGAACUGGUGACGAGCGAAGAGGAGAGCUAGUAGAGACCGACGGGCAGGAGAGCCCUGCAGGUAUUUCUUAUAAAUUGCACUGUAAUUUAUUAGUAUUAUUUUUAUUGUUCAUUAGUAGAUCAAAAUUAGAAAAAGGGAAGGGAGAAUUUGGGAAUUUUUAUGACUUUCUUGGAAGAAUCAGUAACUAAAACUUAUUAAUUGAAAGUGUAUUUUAAUGAUACAUGUUUUUUUGGACCAUUGAUACUUGCUGUGAGAGAUACAAAUUGCCCCGUUUUUUUCAAACUGAAUUUGACCACUUGAUAAAGACGCGUACUUGCUCUUUUGUAAUGCAAUUUUAAUACCAUUCAGCCAAUGUUAACGUUUCAUUUUUUCCCAUAAAAUAAAACAUGUCAGUAAAAAAAAAA
This is a messenger RNA of Dicentrarchus labrax (European seabass), 6282 nucleotides long. RefSeq names its product ceramide synthase 1 (gene cers1). Gene Ontology annotation, molecular function: sphingosine N-acyltransferase activity. The transcript is spliced from 7 exons. The record is from RefSeq and is a predicted model, not a curated record. Gene Ontology annotation, cellular component: membrane. Gene Ontology annotation, biological process: ceramide biosynthetic process. The coding region runs from base 1023 to 2126 and encodes 367 amino acids. Lineage: Eukaryota; Metazoa; Chordata; Actinopteri; Moronidae.